AGAAAAAAAAGUGUUUAAUAAUUACCUUUGUUGACCUCUGUACCUUCUGGCUUCCUCCACUGCUGGGCACAAGACAUGGCCAUUCCUGGGUGCAGCCGUGCAGCCGUGCAGACGCAGGCAGCCGCUGCGCUGGGCAGCUCCCUGGACUCCGUAAGAGCAAGAGGCAGCCUCCUAGAACUGGCGGGAGGGGGACAUGGAGGAGACAAGCCUGAGAAACAGGAGAGAGGAUGAGAGGUCCAUCCAGAGUAUCCAGAGUAAGGAACACAAGACCACAAGUCUCCAGAAGGAGGUGGGCCUGCUCAGCGGCAUCUGCAUCAUCGUGGGCACCAUCAUCGGUUCUGGGAUCUUCAUCUCCCCCAAGUCUGUGCUCAGCAACACGAACGCCGUGGGGCCCUGUCUCAUCAUCUGGGCAGCCUGUGGGGUCCUUGCAACACUGGGGGCCCUGUGCUUUGCAGAGCUUGGAACAAUGAUCACCAAGUCCGGGGGCGAGUACCCUUACCUGAUGGAGGCCUUCGGGCCCAUCCCCGCCUACCUCUUUUCCUGGACCAGCCUGUUCGUCAUCAAGCCCACAUCCUUUGCCAUCAUCUGCCUCAGCUUCUCUGAGUAUGUCUGUGCGCCCUUCUACUCAGGCUGCAAGCCCCCCGAGGUCGUCGUGAAGUGCCUGGCUGCCGCUGCCAUCUUGCUCAUCACCACAGUGAACUCACUGAGCGUGCGGCUGGGGAGCUACGUCCAGAACGUGUUCACGGCAGCCAAGCUGGUGAUUGUGGCCGUCAUCAUCAUCAGCGGCCUGGUCCUCCUGGCCCAAGGAAAUACAAGGAAUUUUGAGAAUUCUUUUGAAGGCGCACAACUAUCUGUGGGAGCCAUCAGUCUGGCAUUUUAUAAUGGACUCUGGGCAUAUGAUGGAUGGAAUCAACUCAAUUACAUCACAGAAGAACUUAGAAACCCUUUCAGAAACCUGCCCUUGGCCAUCAUCAUCGGGAUCCCACUGGUGACGGGCUGCUACAUUCUCAUGAAUGUUUCCUACUUCACUGUGAUGACGCCUACCGAGCUCCUGCAGUCACAGGCGGUGGCCGUGACAUUUGGCGACCGUGUUCUCUAUCCGGCCUCUUGGGUGGUGCCACUCUUCGUGGGCUUUUCCACCAUAGGUGCUGCCAAUGGGACCUGCUUCACGGCGGGCAGACUUGUAUACGUGGCGGGCCGGGAAGGCCAUAUGCUCAAAGUGCUCUCCUACAUCAGCGUCAAGCGCCUGACUCCAGCCCCUGCCAUCAUCUUUUAUGGUAUCAUAGCAACGAUUUAUAUCAUCCCUGGUGACAUAAACUCACUGGUCAAUUACUUCAGUUUUGCCGCGUGGCUGUUUUAUGGCCUGACAAUUCUGGGAUUGGUGGUGAUGAGGUUUACAAAGAAAGACCUGGAAAGGCCUAUCAAGGUGCCCAUUGUCAUCCCCAUCCUGGUGACCAUCGUAUCCGCAUUUCUGGUCGUGGCCCCAAUCAUCAGUGAGCCCGCACUGGAGUAUCUCUACUGUGUAUUAUUUAUACUGAGCGGCCUGAUAUUCUACUUCCUCUUUGUCCACUAUAAGUUUGGUUGGGCUCAGAGAAUCUCAAAGCCGGUCACCAUGCAGCUCCAGAUGCUGAUGGAAGUUGUGCCCCCAGAGGAGGCUCCAGAGUAACAAGCUCGGCCUCCUGCAGCCAAGGCCAAGACGCCGUGAAUUUAUUUUUGAAUUUUCCCCAAACAUGAAGUCCAUAUGUAUGAAUGGAACAAAAAAAAAUUGGUAAUUGUUUACAUUUCACAAGUCACUAUGUCCUACAAAAUGUUAUUCAGAACUUCAGAGGGUAAAUUUAAAUGUCUGAAACAAAGAAAUCAAGAUUUAAACAUCUUGCCCAGCUCCCCACACGAUUCCCCUCUGGCUGUUCCAAGAAACAGAACCCCUGCCCCGAUUUAGGCAGCUCUACUGCUUGCCCUUAUUAUUUGCUGUUUUACAAAAGAGUGAACAUAAGCGAGUGUCCCUGGCAGGUGGCCAGCAAUCACGAGGCAAGCCUGGGCCACUCAGGCCUGGCCACCUGUCCAGAGGCCUCCCCCAGAGGGAGCAAAAUCUCUACCUACAGAAAGCGACACCUGCUGAGGACAAGAGCUCCGCGGAGUCAAACCUUUGCCAGAUGGGGGGACUUCCAACCUCUGAAGAGCCUGCUCGACUUAGCCGAGAGAAAGGACAAUCACCCCGGUACUCCAUGUGCCAAUCUGACACCCGCCAAGCAGCCCCUGGGAGUCCUGGCGGCAGCCGCCUGGAGCCCAGGGCUGGCCUCCCUCGAAGUGCUGCUACCCAGCAGCACCCAGGGGCAGCCCCUAGAGCAGGGCAAGGCCACCCAGCAAGCAGAAAGUCUUAUUUUACAGAUGAGGAAACUGAGAGUCAGAGUGUGAUCCCAACCUGCUCACGGUACAUCCUGGUGACAGUAUACCUUUUGUUCAAGUGGUGGCUUAUCUACUGGGACAUCUGUGUUUUCUGAUGUAUAAUAAAAAAGUCUUGGGGGCAGCCACAA
This is a messenger RNA of Mustela lutreola (European mink), 2534 nucleotides long. RefSeq names its product solute carrier family 7 member 9 (gene SLC7A9). Gene Ontology annotation, cellular component: membrane. Lineage: Eukaryota; Metazoa; Chordata; Mammalia; Carnivora; Mustelidae. The transcript has 14 exons. The record is from RefSeq and is a predicted model, not a curated record. Gene Ontology annotation, molecular function: L-amino acid transmembrane transporter activity. Gene Ontology annotation, biological process: amino acid transmembrane transport. The coding region runs from base 194 to 1666 and encodes 490 amino acids.